Molecule: messenger RNA, 2993 nt
Organism: Rhododendron vialii
Lineage: Eukaryota; Viridiplantae; Streptophyta; Magnoliopsida; Ericales; Ericaceae
Product: probable receptor-like protein kinase At1g11050
Exons: 3
Coding region: 101-2026 (641 amino acids)
Biological process (GO): protein phosphorylation
Molecular function (GO): protein kinase activity; ATP binding
Source: RefSeq, a predicted model, not a curated record
UCUCUCUCUCUCUCUCUCCAAUGCAUAACCCACCCGCCACCCAGAGAAUAUAUACUCAUUAAUUACACAGGAACGUAGUACAGUAGUAUAGAAUACAAGCAUGAAAAGUGUUUCCCUAAUCCUCUCUCUCUUCUCCCUCUCUCUCCUCUCCCUCGCAUCCUCAGCAUCCACCAACACAUCCACCACCGCCACCACAUGCCCAAUGGACCUGGGCUACGUCCAACGGAUCCCCUGGCUCACCUCCACCUGCAAAACCAACUCCAACAACAUCUCCAACUGCUGCCAAACCCUACUCUCCCUCUACGGCAUCGGCCUCUCCCAACACCUCAAAGAAACCUCCCUUUUCAAUCUCCCGGAUUUGCCCACGUCCGUCUCUUGCCUCUCCGAUUUCCAAUCCCAGCUCGAUUUCCUCUCCUUGCCCUCCAAUUUGACCUCCCUUUGUUUCGACCCUCUUCAGUUCGUCAUUACGCCCAACCUCUGUGCUUCCAUCCGGUCCACCUCCGAUUGGCUCGCCCACCUCGGACCCACCACUCCGCUCAACUCCGCCUGCCGAUCCGACCUCACCGAUUUGACCUCUUGCGACGCCUGCGUCAACGCCGGCUUCCAGGUCCAGACCGAGCUCAUCCGAAUCGAUGGUAACACAUCUCACUCCAGAGAUUGUUUCUACUUUGCAGUAUUAUACGCUGCUGGAAUUGUAAAUGAGUAUGGGCCAGAAAGUAAUAGCGUGAUUUCUUGCAUUUUGGGCCUUACGAUUGCUUCCCAGACUAAGUCAAGCAAGGCACAUUCUGCUCUAGUGUUUGGACUCACUGGAGCCGGCAUUGCCGUUUUGUUCAUGUCUGUUUUGAUAUGUCUGUACUUUCGGUGGAAUAAGAGAUGGAGGAAGGAGAGUGAUAGGUUUGACUGGGGAGACAUUGAGGAAUUGGGGUCAAGACCGCGGAAUCCACGGCCAAAUACGGGGUCAAUAUGGUUCAAGAUUGAUGAACUUGUGAAGGCAACUAAUAAUUUUUCGCAGAAGAAUUUCAUUGGGCGAGGUGGGUUUGGGAUGGUAUACAAGGGGAAUUUACCAGAUGGGACUGUGGUUGCCGUUAAGAGGGUGAUAGAAUCUGAUUUUCAGGGCAAUGAGGAGUUCUGUAAUGAAGUUGAGAUCAUUAGCAAUUUGAAGCACAGGAAUUUGGUUCCCCUUAGAGGGUGUUGUGUGACUGGCGAAGAUGGUGGGAAUCAUGACGAGAGAGAAAGCCAGAGGUUCCUUGUUUAUGACUACAUGUCAAAUGGGAAUGUAGAUGACCAUUUGUUUUGUUGUAAGAAUGAAACUCGAAUUGGGAAGCAACCAUUGACAUGGCCUCAGAGGAAGAGCAUAAUUUUGGAUGUGGCAAAGGGGCUAGCUUAUCUUCACUAUGGGGUGAAACCUGCCAUAUAUCAUAGAGAUAUCAAGGGCACAAAUAUACUUUUGGAUGCGGAUAUGAGGGCUAGGGUUGCAGAUUUUGGGUUGGCAAAGCAAAGUAGAGAAGGGCAGUCUCAUCUCACCACUAGAGUGGCUGGUACACACGGAUACUUAGCCCCAGAAUAUGCGCUUUACGGUCAGUUGACUGAAAAGAGUGAUGUUUAUAGCUUUGGGGUGGUGGUUUUGGAGAUCAUAUGCGGAAGAAAAGCUCUUGAUCUGUCUUCCUCAGGACCGCCACAUGCAUUUCUAAUUACAGAUUGGGCUUGGUCGUUAGUGAAGGCGGGAAAAAUUGAAGAGGUAUUAGAUGCUUCUUUGUUGGGUGAUGGGGAUUCGGCCAAUUCGAAUCCGAAGGCUAUAAUGGAGAGAUUUGUCCUUGUUGGAAUUUUGUGUGCUCAUGUGAUGGUGGCUUUACGGCCAACCAUUUUGGAUGCAUUGAAAAUGUUGGAUGGAGAUAUCGAGGUUCCUGCAGUUCCUGAUAGACCGACGCCACUAGGGCAUCCUUCGUUUCCUGGGUAUGGGAAUACCUUUAGCAUAUCACCGGCAUUGAGUGGGCUUAAAUUGCUUACCGGAGACAUGCUAAGGUAAUUGAGGAAAUUUAUGAUGUUUGUGAUCUCUUCAUAGGCUAAAAGCAUGAAGGGAGAUGGAAAAUCCUGAACCUAGAUUUUUUUAAUUGCUUCAUGCAAUCGAAUAGAUAAGGGGAGUUGGACCGAGUCAUAGAUAUUAGACACACACGUGUAAGAAGGAAGAUGGGUGUAGAAGAAAUGGACUUUCUGCUAAUUAGAUAGAUGCACGGUGCACCAAGAACUGGAUGUCAGGCUGCUUGGAGAUGGAGGGAAAUUUAUAUAAACUUGGAAUCUUAUAACUACCCCGUCUUUCGCAAGAUUCUUGUCUUUAUUGUUUAUUGUUAAAUAUAGGGGAGUGAUUUUCGCACUCCCCAAAUUGUUAAGAGCAUCUCCAACUGCCUAAGCAAUUAGAGUUUUUAGCCAUAAUAGAUAGCCAAAGCACAAAAAGGGCAAAUCCAGCCGUCUCGCUUCAUGGUCAACGAAUUGGCAUGGUGCUUCCGUACUUCACUGCACAAGCAACAAACGCUAGGGUUGUGGAGUUUUUCAUCAUCCUCAACAUCGACAAGGGAUGGAUGUGAGACAAAAUGCAUAUUUCACAAAUCUUUUACAGGAUGGUGCAAUCCUUGAAGAUCAUCUUUCAAUGGAGACUCAAGAUGAAAUUGAAUUUACUUACACAAAUCAAGAUGCUCAAGUGUUCACCCAAGCGUCUUGACCCCCAACUCGAAAGGGAUCUGCUUCCGAGAAAGCGCAACAUGGUGGCAACUUCACCAUUGAAGAAGACAAAUUGCUUGUAUCGGCAUAUUUGAAUACUAGCUUGGAUGCCGUUUUGGAGGGUUGAACUUUUUGGACAUCUAGACAUUUUGGAGGGUUGAUUUCUGGACAUCUAGACUUUUUGGGCAUCUAUUGUAAAUUUCACAUGCUACUGUACGCAGAACCGAGGAUUGGGUGUAUUUUGGUAAAUAUUAGUUCGUGGCUUGGUGUUCUUGUAA